CGAAAUUAUCCCCUUUUAUUUUAGUGUGUGUGUGUGUGUGUGUGUUACUUUGUGCGACAUAGAUUCCGUCCUUUGGAAACUAGUGUGUAUACAACCGGGAAAGGUAACUUCCUCCUCUCCACCGGAAAACCAAAAAAAAAAAAAAAAGGUGCAGCAGAGCAGAGAAUCCUAUACAAAUAUUCUCACUCCUCAGGUUGGCCUUUCUUCAUUCUUUUGAACACUGUAUUUUGAGUAUAUAAAUCUAGCCUGAGAUUUAGUUGUUGUUACUUCCCUAUUUAUUAUUCUGCACAUUCUAUUUCUGACAUUCAAAUAUAUUGAAUGAAUGAUUGAGUCAUUCUUUAUUCAUUGGAUGAAUCGAGCAAAUUAAGAUGAAGGAAUUGCAUCCGAAUUCGUGAGGAUUAAGGUUUAAGUUUUUGAAUGGACUUUUCUUUUUCCUUUUUUUUUUUUUUUACAUCCUUCUGUUUCCUUCCCAAGUAAAUUGGUCAAUUCACGUUUCUGUCGCAUUUUUUCCCCUAAAAUAAUUUAAGUUUUGUUGCGUGUCGGGAUAUACUUUUCUAAUUUCUUAGCCAUAUGGGCUUGCGUCUUAAUCGCUGAUCAUGCUGACGAUGAUGUUACCAGGAAAUCUCAUAUCCAGUAAGAAACACGAAAUACUACUAUAUUAUAUUGUACAUUAUGACGGGAUAAUUCAUGUUCUAGUAUUUGUAUUUUCUUCUUGAAGGUCGGUUGAAUGUUGGGUUGGCGGCCGCCUUCUUCUUAAUCUUCUUUGUUUCUCACUCGUAGUUGUUUUUUCUCCCAAUCUUCCCAACCUUAAUCAUCUCAGAAUUUAUCGCUUUUCUUCUGCAGGCUGGCAUAUAUUAUUAUAUUUAUAAUAGGCGUUUGACGUUGUACGAGGCCAUUUUCUCAUUUGGUUUCCAAAGCCUUGAGAUUUGCUUAUUUUGGGUGUGUACGAUUCAGACGAAGAAAAUUUGAUCCGGGUUGACUUUAUUUUUUAGUUCGAUUGAGAAACUCCGAUAGGUAGUUGACUUGAUGGGAGCAAGUAAUUCGAGGGAGGAGAAUUGGAGGCAAUCUUCAUCGAUUCCCACCACCAGUUCAUCUUCUUAUGAUCAAUACGGUUAUCCUCCUCCUCCUCAGCAACCAGGUUAUUCUUAUCAAGACAGUUAUCCAUCAUCAUAUCCUCCACCCGAAGAUAGCUAUAAUUAUCCUCCACGGCCCACUGUUCCCUCAUAUGCACCUCCGCAGCCACAAAGUUACCCUUCUCAAAACCAUGGCCACAGGGCUCAGCCACAUGCCCCACAGAGGAAGCUGGACAGAAGAUAUUCAAGGAUAGCAGAUGAUUAUAGAUCAUUGGAAGAGGUAACCGAAGCGCUUGCUCGUGCUGGGCUUGAAUCUUCGAAUCUUAUUGUUGGUAUUGACUUCACUAAGAGCAAUGAAUGGACCGGAAAGAAGUCAUUCAAUGGACGAAGCCUACACCACAUUGGAAAUGGUCUUAAUCCGUAUGAACAAGCAAUAUCCAUUAUUGGCAAAACAUUGGCAGCUUUCGAUGAGGACAAUCUGAUCCCUUGUUAUGGAUUUGGUGAUGCCUCGACACAUGAUCAGGACGUCUUUAGUUUCUUCCCGGAGGAUAGAUUUUGUAAUGGAUUUGAAGAAGUAUUAAGUCGGUACAGAGAGAUUACUCCUCAUGUCAAACUUGCAGGACCAACAUCAUUUGCUCCUGUUAUAGAAAUGGCCACGACUAUUGUUGAGCACAGUGGCGGACAAUACCACGUAUUGGUUAUAAUCGCCGAUGGCCAGGUAACUAGAAGUGUUGAUACUGGGCGGGGUCAACUGAGUCCGCAGGAAAGAAGAACCGUCGAAGCAAUUGUCCAGGCAAGCAAGUUUCCUUUGUCUAUUAUAUUGGUGGGGGUUGGAGAUGGACCAUGGGACAUGAUGAGAGAAUUUGAUGACAACAUCCCGGCUCGGGACUUUGACAAUUUCCAGUUUGUCAAUUUUACAGAAAUCAUGUCAAAGAAUGUUCCGCAAGCUCGAAAGGAGACAGAAUUUGCUCUUGCAGCAUUAAUGGAAAUUCCUGCUCAGUAUAAGGCGACAAUGGAGCUUAAUAUACUGGGUGGUCGUAAAGGAAAUGCUCCUGAGAGAUUUCCCCUUCCACCUCCUAUCCGAGGAUCAGCAUCGUUUGGAUCAGCAUCAUUUAGUGAUAAAAAACCUUCAAAGGCCGAUAGUUUCCAGCGUGCAACUAGUUCUUAUUAUGACUACAGCAGUUCGGCUGACACCGUUCCAUCUGCUCCAAGUUCUACUUACGACAAUCAGCUUUGCCCCAUUUGCUUGAGUAACUCAAAGGACAUGGCCUUUGGGUGUGGUCAUCAGACUUGUUGCGAGUGUGGUCAAGAUCUUCAGUCAUGCCCAAUCUGUCGGACUCCGAUUCAGACCAGGAUAAAGUUAUACUGAGGAAAGCUAUAAUCCCACUGGUGUUUGUAUCUAUCCAUGGAUUUCGUUGCUGUAAAAAUGGUGGAUUGAUUAGCGUGUUGGUUUUAUUUUUGCGGCUUGAGGAGGAAAGAAAAGUGUUUUGAGAAAACUUGCAAGAAUGUUGAGUGGCUUUUGCUGCUGAUAAUCUUUCAGGUGAAUCACUGUUGUGGACUAAUUCUUUGGAUCUUUGGAGUUUGCAAAAGAGAGAUUUCUGCAGUCUUCCAUCUUUAGCUGUGUACAGAUUUUACUACGCGAUUCUUGUAGGAGUAGUCAAUGACAAUGUUGCAACUCUCUCCUGUUCGCUGCUGUUGCGUGGUUUUCACUUUUCAAUAGUCCUGCUGUGCUGAUUCAGUUAGAGAAUGAUUCCAUUUGUUCUUUGUAUUCGUUUCUGACUAGUUUAAUAACCAUUUUUCACGUCGAAGUCAUUUUACUAAUGCUCAUCGAUGUCUGUAUUGCUAAAGUUACUUUACUAUGAUCAUCAUAUGACAUUUGAUAUUGUAAUUUGUAAGAAUCUCCUUAUCAUAUAUGCCCAGCUGGUAUUUUUUAAA
Molecule: messenger RNA, 3008 nt
Organism: Oldenlandia corymbosa var. corymbosa
Lineage: Eukaryota; Viridiplantae; Streptophyta; Magnoliopsida; Gentianales; Rubiaceae
Source: the annotation of a GenBank genome assembly